Messenger RNA from Pocillopora meandrina, 4649 nucleotides. Lineage: Eukaryota; Metazoa; Cnidaria; Anthozoa; Scleractinia; Pocilloporidae. The record is from the annotation of a GenBank genome assembly.
GGCCUUCUACGUGACUCGUCGUCAAAAUGAAGAACAUGAAUCACUUCCUGUCGAUAUUGCUCAUGGUUACGACAAUUUUCCUCACCAAGACAUCCGUUGAAGGUACGUACGUGACUUAAUUGAUCAAGAAUCCUAUGUAAUACUACCCACUUGAUCGAGCUAGAAUGAAAAUUGAACCAGAAAAAUGAAUUGAAGUAGGGAGCAGACAUUAUUUAUCGCCGGGGGGAGAGGAUGUCAUAUGUGAACUUCGUGACGGGCCUUGCUCGCCAUAGAGUCUCUGUGGCUCAGUGUUAGAACAUCGGAGCGCGGAAUCCGAAGGUCUGGGGUUCGAUUCCUCAUGGAGACUCGGAGUUUUUUUCUUUGGCCCAUGCUCGUGAUAAGACGAAAAACAUCUUUCUCUAUUUCUUUGCCAAGCUAAAAACUUACCAAGAACCAUGAAUUUUCGAUAUGACUGUGAAGGUGGCCAUGAAACAUCUAUGAAUUUGAAACCAGAAAACCUGCUCUUUGAAUGAAAUGGUGUCUCCCUUUUUUGCAGGCUGUGGGGGAAUGUUGAAUGGCACUUCGGGAACAUUUCGAAGUCCUGGAUAUCUCACUCAACUGAAAUACGACGACAACCUGGACUGCUCAUGGACUUUGCUGAUUCCUUCUGAUGGAUAUUUAACUCUUAUUUUCGUAGAGUUCGAAACGGAGGAGUGGUGAGUAAAGAUUUACCAACCAUCAACUUGUAAUCUACUAUCGCCUUUAGUCAAUUGCGUUCACCCUUUAUUAUGCGCGCCGACUGUGACGUUCCUUUUCCUUUAAUUAGUUUUGACUAAAACAAAUUGUUUUCUCCCUCACUCGUCUUUCGUUUGGAAUGUUUUUGCCGAUGAAUGCGUUUCAUCAUGACUGACACAGAUGGGCAUCGUCCAAAAUACUAGUAGUAUUUUGCCCCAUUGAGACCUUGUACGCAUGCUCCAUCACUCACGGCACGGCACAUGUAGAGCUUUUGAAUGGAAUAUACCAUGACGCUUUGGGUAAAGAAUUCUUGACUUCUUUAAAAGUACAACUAAUGUUAAAAUGAAAGCUGACCGAAUAGUUUUGAAAAGCAUGCAAUUUUCAACUAACGAAAAAUUUUUUCGUUUGGUUCUGAUGACGUCACACAAAGGAGUCACCGAAGCCUCGAUCACUCUCUCAAAAAGCAACCGAGGUUUACAAAAACCUUCAGGUGGGAGAUUAAGGGGAUAACCGACAGACUGUUAUGUAUAAAUUUUCGUCAGUAUAGUCAUACAUUCAUUGCCUGCCGCUAAAUAGCUUUUAAAGCAAAAAAUGGGUCAAAUGUAAAAGUAUAUAUCCUUAUAUCCUUGUACAUUUUCUUAACUUUCUUGCAGUUGCGAUUUCGUUACGUUGACUGAUAGUGUUGGUAGGACCAUAGCAACUUUAAGCGGCGAUAAACAUAAUUACGAAGUGGCGGUAAAUGGAAGUACAACCCAGUUGGUAAAAGUAACCUUUACUUCCGACUCGUCUGUCAGACGGAGAGGAUUUCUGGCUCAGUAUCUCAUAGAACUACGUGAGUGUUUUUUGAGCGAUAAGCUAAUUGACAAAUAGACUCCAUGUUGCCGUGGGUUUGUACAGUAAUAGAACAAAGAUGGCGUCAAAAUGUGGUAAGAAAGAAAAGUGGUACAGUAAACGAUGCGAGAUGAGUUUGUCUUCUGUGAUCUAUUACUGUACUGACCCACAUGAGACAGAUUUUAUGUCGCCGAGAAACGGACAAAUGGAUGAGAAAUGAGAUAAAAAUGUGUUAAGAACAUAAUUUUCACACUUAUCUACCGUUCGCUGAAUAAAAAUAAGUAUCUAGUAAGCUGCAGUUAGUGUAUUCAGACCAUGAAGGAAAAAUGUCAAUCUGACUAUUUUUCUCAUCAAAAGCUAAUUUACUUUGCAGCUCCAUCAAGUUCGUCCGUUAUGAGUUCCAGUCCGAUGGUUACUUCCUCCACAUCGGUCACAGAAAUGCCAUCACUGAGUUCUCCAGCUCAUUCAGUUAUGAGCCAUCUUUUUAUCUCGUCCUCGACAGCCUCAUUGAUACCAGCAAUGAGUUCACCAAUAACUUCUGAAAACCAAUCUUCGUCAUUCACAGGGAUACUAACAACAAGUUCACCUACUUCCACUCAAAACCAAUCCAUGUCAGCAACAGAACAACCAACAUUGAGUUCAGCUGCACCUUCAAUACUAAGUUCUCCUCCGACACUGAGUUCACUUGUGCCAUCAGUUUCCAGUUCCUCUCACUUAAUGUCGACUCUAGUUACAGAAUUACCAAUGUUAAGUUCUGCUCCUUUCACCACCUUAACAGUGGAACCAUCCAGUGUCACAUUUACUCCUGUGACGUCAUCUUCAACAACUCCAGAACUGACUUUACCACCUGAGGUUCAGACGUAAGUGUAAAUGGGCAUGAUCAACUAAAACUGAAACUGUAGAUUGGAUUUCGAUUGACUGUUGCAAAACUUUUGUCAGAAUAAUUUCAACGAUGAGGGUUCAAAGUCUGAACAAGCAAAUUGUCUGAGGCGCAUGAAAACACGAGUGACCAAGUCAAAAUUGGUUUAAGUUAGUGUCUGAUUGGCUGAGAGAAUGCAUGGCGCUCGUUUUCUACACCAAUCGCAGAAAUAUGGUAAAGUAAAACCAAUGCGAUCCCGAAUGACGUCCGAAACUCAUCUGAAAAUGCUUCUAAGAUAACCAAUGAAACAAUCAAGACUAGCAUUAGAUUUAGUAGCUUCUGUUUAUUGAUUAACUGUUUGGCUUAAUGGGAAAACAAUUAAGCAAGAAUGGAUAGAUAGAUGGAUAGAUGGGUAGAUUGAUUAAUUGAUUGACUGGUUGACUGUUAAAUGUCCGGUUGACAGAGUGAAAAACAAGUAAAUGAUGAUAUUAAUUCGUGGGGUGAUAAAGCAAUUUAUUUAUCAUCAUCACAUUCUAACAUUCAAAUUGUAACAUAGACAGCAUGAAUCAAAGGAAUCUUGAGCUUUUUUCAACGUUACCUAGCCAUUCCAUAUUUCUUUACAUUCCCUCGCUACAAAUCAAGAGGUUGAUUUAUGCGUUAUUUACCUUUGCAGAGUGCUUGUUAAUUUGCUCUCGUCUGUGAGUCAAAUAAUUUUGAGGGUAGGUAUUAUUACCAUCUCUAACUCCAUGGUUAUUUUGAAGGCUUUUCCAAUAAUUAGAUCAUUCUUUUAUCAAUAGUUACUAUUACAUGCGUCGACAUUUGCUUAUUUUUUCUUCAGCUUCAAACGCUUCUUCAAGGACCAAUCUCUCCCGAAGACUUUGCAAACUUUCGAAGUAAGUGAAUUUAAGAACACAACGAUUAACAUUAAAGUUGUUAAUGAUAAAAUAAAACGGAGAUUAACAUUAGCAAUUAAUUUAGGAAGUACAAGGCUUUGAAGAGAUUAUCUCAAAUCUCUAUCUUGAUAAGAAUAAAUCCAUGCUUCAAAUCGACGCCACAAAAAAUUACCUAAAGGAAUAUAAAAACAGGGAAAUUAAAAAGAUAUCAUUCGUAGAGGGCCUUCCGAUUAAGUGUGGUAAAAUCAAAAUCAAAGUUAUUGGAAAGGUCAGUCACAGCAAAGGAGAAUAUCUCUGGAAGCCAACAAAAACUAAGUUACUGAAAUGUGAGAAAACGUUAGAGACCCAGUUGCGACUGGUUCUAGUUUCGCAAUUGAUUGGUUGAAAUUAGGGCAUUAGGUUUCUAGGCCAUCAAUUGCGAGGUGAAGCGAACCUGACGCAAUACGCGCAACUGCAAAUUGUCCUCUGAAAAACAGACUACAGUGACAAAUACAUAUUUAAUUUCUCCUUUUUUUUCUUUUUCAGACGAAACGAUAGACAUUUUGAAGCAAAUUGAGAACUCAUUAGCCGGCCCAACAACAUCCCCGGCUAAUAACAGGCAGAUGGCCAAGCGAGACAUACGGGAAUUUCCAGAUACACGAGAACUGCUGGAACUACUGAACACAAUUCACCAAAAAUUGUUGGCUUGAAGUUGCAUCUCUCUGAAUAACUUUGCAAGCCUUAAAAAAGCUGGUUUUCUAUCGACUAUGAGACGAUGGAACGCUCAUUUUGAAGUCACUCAUAGUGGAACUUUUUAUCGAACAGUGGAAGAUUCACUGUGUUCUUUUGACUCAUUUAAUGAACCAUUGUAAGUUUUCAUGUGUCGACUCUUAACUUGUUGAUUUUCCUUAAUAAAUUGGCGGAAAUCGAGUUCCAGUUUAACUGAGAACUUUCCUGAAUGAACUUUCCUUUAUUCGGAAUGUUUUCAUAUGGAACCAAGAAAAAAAUAUAAUUGCUCAGUUUAUUCGAUGAAGUGAGCCGGGAUAAUAGGCUUUUCAUAUGGAAAACUAUACCAAUUUAAGAAAAAAAAAGAUAAAAAGAAUUGUAAGUUCUACAAAACAAAAUAACAUGUGAGGGAGGCCUUACCAAAACUACAAACACAAUAAGAAUGAUAAAAAGAGGGGGCAUUUUGAAAUUGUUAUGUAAUGAGGUUUUGUUUCGUCAUUGAGUUGAUAUGCGCAUAUGCAACUAGAAGGUAGAAAUAAAUGAAGUUGUGUUUCGCUUUUCGUGCAGUUGUCAUUAUUACUCGGAUACAACAGAAAUGACAAGAAUUGAAAAGUGAAAAGGAAUACUUGAUUGAAAGAGAGUUGAAA